Molecule: messenger RNA, 3108 nt
Organism: Aspergillus ibericus CBS 121593
Lineage: Eukaryota; Fungi; Ascomycota; Eurotiomycetes; Eurotiales; Aspergillaceae
Product: protein kinase family protein
Exons: 1
Coding region: 371-3025 (884 amino acids)
Biological process (GO): signal transduction; protein phosphorylation
Cellular component (GO): cytoplasm
Molecular function (GO): protein kinase activity; ATP binding
Source: RefSeq, a predicted model, not a curated record
UCUCACCGACUUCUUCAGGGACAUUGCUUUCGUUUUAUUUAUUUAUAUCACUGAAAUCCGAGUUUAAAAGUUUCUAUUUUCUCUUCCGUUUCUUGAAUCUGUUAUUGCCCAUUGGUCUACUUUAGCACCGAUUCCAGUCGAUUUUUUGCUUUUGGCCCCUGCUUUCUUUUUUCCUCGCUCGUCUCAUCCACAGGCCUUAAUUUUAAUACUUCCCCCCCCUUUGCGUCACACCUGUGAGAAUUUCACACAGGGUUACAGUCACUGCUGACCACAAGGAUUCCGGCGCAAUUCUUAUGGACAUCGCCAUUCCAUCCCCUUCGGGUGUUCCAGUCGUUCUCCGCACGACAGUUUAGCGAUCGGGUCGAGCCGUAUGGCCAUCUCCAUCGCCGACAGUUCUUGUAGCCCGACGAGGUCGCUGGGUCUGUUGUUGGACCCAGAAAAGGCCGACCUCCCCCGUCCCAAACAGAGCAUGUGGCAUCGCCUGGGCCUUCGCAAGUGGCUGGGCCGCGAGGAUCGAGAUUUCUCCUCACAUUCCCCCGCCGGUGACGCUGCCCCCACUGCAAAUAAACCCAGUUCUCCAGCCGCCCACAACAAUCAUAAUGGUAAUCAAAAUCCGGGCGGCCAGACCGACAACCACAAACCUCACGCCCGCCUCAGCAAACCUCACGACCUCACGCGUCGCCUCUCCAGAAAGGUCGGAGUCGGUCUGCCCCGAGCCCCUACCUUCAAGCGCCAGAAUUCCGAACGACGAGACAAUCUGCUGCCCCCUGAGCCCGAACCCCGUCGCGCGGUGUCCGCCGACCGUCGUCGCGCCGUGAGUUCCCAGCGGUCCAGAUCCCCACCGCCCACCGUGGACCCCAGACUAUCCGCACCCGAGGUUCAGUGGCGCGAGGCCCCAAGCGAGACCACGGUCGAACGACUACCCGAAGCGAAUGAGGACAGCGACUUCCACUCGGAAUGGAACCCUUGCCCUGACGUGGCGGAAGCUCCCGAGGAGCUACCGGACGAUACGCUCGAGAUGGAAUUGGAGAAGCGAUGGAUUUUGAACCUCAGCAUGCAUUUUCGGGAUCGCUCGGAGCGGGAAAAGUUUUUCGUCACAUAUGCGGAGACCCCGACUCGAUGGCGACGGGUCACCAUCUCCUGCGAUUAUCGUGGCGCUCCCCCCGAUUCUCUCGAACAAGACCUGCGGGAAUUGCGGUACCAGCGCGACAAAUGCGCCCGAAUCUACGAAUCGAUCCGGGAAUCGUUAUCGGAAAUUCAAUUUUACGACACGGUGACGAACCUGAAGUUGGAGACCCGAGAUGGACGCCUGCACGUCCACGUUACGGAAGACGUCAAUGAGAUCAUCCCUUACCCUCCGGUUUCUUGCAUCGGGCAUUUGCCGCAGGCCCGACUGAUUCCGGAGAACCAGCUUCAUUUUGAGGCGCACUUAUCCGGGUUUGUCUAUAACGUCAACCUAGAGGGCAAGUCCUACAUCAAGAAAGAAAUCCCUGGCCCCGAUACAGUAGAUGAAUUUCUGUACGAGAUUAAUGCGCUCCAUGCUCUUCAAGGCACUCCUUAUGUGGUUCAGGUAGAAGGAAUCGUCGUCGACGACCAGGAGCAGGUGGUCAAGGGGCUUCUCAUUGGCUUUGCGGAGAAAGGAGCGCUGGUCGACAUCCUUUAUGAAAACCGCGGCACCAUUGCAUGGGAACGGCGGGAACGCUGGGCGAGGCAGAUCGUCCACGGGCUUUGCGAGAUCCACGAGGCUGGCUACGUACAAGGAGAUUUUACGCUUUCCAAUAUCGUUGUGGAUGCCGACGAUAACGCCAAGAUCAUUGAUAUCAAUCGUCGGGGCUGUCCAGUGGGAUGGGAACCCCCAGAAAUUGCGGCGAAGAUCGAGAGUAACCAGCGGAUCUCGAUGUAUAUUGGGGUCAAGACGGAUCUCUUCCAGCUCGGCAUGACUCUGUGGGCGCUGGCAAUGGAGGAGGAUGAGCCGGAGCGACAGCCGCGUCCUCUGAUGCUAGAUGAGGACGCGCGCGUACCGGACUACUACCGUAGGUUGGUCUCUAUCUGCUUGAGUCCGUCUCCCCGACACCGACUGUCAGCCAAGGAGCUUCUGGGCAUUUUCCCCCGCAGUAUGUGGACUACGGAGCCAUCUUUCCCUCGAAUCCACCCCGCUCAUACGGGCCUCGGCGUUGCCUUGCAAAAUGGCGCUUUGCCGCCGUAUGACCCUCGGGCGGCCUUUCUGUAUCAGCACACGCGGCCUGUAGCCAACGGGGGUUCCUUUGACACUCAGCUGUCGCUGGAUGACGCAUACUCGUUACCGCAGGAUGACAGUGAUCUUGUGUCUUCGCCGGAUAGAGAGCAAUUCGAUCCGCCCAAAGAGCAGCAAACCCGGACAAUAGAAAGAGACCUGCUUGAGAUUGAGCCAUCUGCGGAGCAGCAAAGAAGAAUACCAUCGGUGAAUGGGCUUCCACUUCAGCCGACGUUGAGAAGCGCCCAGGAACUUCGCCACUGUGUUUUUUCGAGCCCAAAGGAAGAUGAGCUUGAUCUGGAUCCCAGCGUCAAUGCGUUCUAUCGACGGGCCUCAGUAGACCGCGCCACGGGUCAGAUCCGAUUGCCUGGAGAGCUUCCUGGGGGCGGUGAUCAAUACGCUAGCUCUUUGAAUCGACAUUCAAGAAGCAACCUAUCAGACAAUGGGAGAUAUCAGGAGUCUCCCUUGUCGUCAGCAGCCACUCAGUCUACGGACCUGUACCCGGCUCACUUGGGAGAUCUGGGUCACGCGCUAAUUGAUGAUGAACAUUGGUCGGAAGAGCCGUCGCGCUCGGUGUCUUCCCUUUUGCAUUCAAUUCUCCCUAUCAACCCGGCAUCCAAUCUCUCGGAGCAAAAACUGAUCGACUCUGAUGCGGACCGGUUUUCCCAUCUGAACAUUCGAUCUGCCUUACGAUACCCUCGCCAGGGCCUUCAAGAACCCACCGCGUAUUUGAGUGACUCGCAUUUACCCAUCAACCCAGCCUUUACAGAGACGGCCUUGGCGCCCAUAUGACCCAAAGAAUGUCCUCAUUUCAGGCAGCCGUCACUUGUUCACACGUUGUCCAUGGUUUGGAGUCUGAGGCAUGGGACUGGACA